Merops nubicus (carmine bee-eater) is the source of this 449-nucleotide messenger RNA. RefSeq names its product cytochrome c oxidase assembly factor 7A. The transcript has a single exon. The annotation marks the transcript as partial. Gene Ontology annotation, cellular component: mitochondrial intermembrane space. Lineage: Eukaryota; Metazoa; Chordata; Aves; Coraciiformes; Meropidae. The record is from RefSeq and is a predicted model, not a curated record. Gene Ontology annotation, molecular function: protein binding.
GUGGACUUGACCCAGAUUUGAAAGCUGCCUACAGCUCUUUCAUGAAGUCGUGUGAGAAAGGUGGGAAGAAGUCAGUAAAUGCGUGUCACAACGUCGGGCUGCUGGCUCAUGAUGGGAGAGUACAUGACGAUAAACCUGACCCUGUUGUUGCUAGAGACUAUUACACAAAAGCCUGUGAUGGCAAUUUUGCUCCUAGCUGCUUCAACCUCAGUGUAAUAUACCUCCAAGGAGCCCCUGGGGUCCCUAAGGACAUGAACCAUGCUCUGAAGUACUCACUGAAAGGGUGUGAGCUGGGUCACGUGUGGGCUUGUGCCAAUGCCAGCCGAAUGUACAAACUGGGAGAUGGCGUUGAGAAGAAUGAUGCUAAGGCAGAGGAACUGAAAAACAGGGCAAAACAGUUGCAUAAAGAACAGAGAGAAGCCCCAAGUUCUUUAAAGUUUGGGGAGUAA